AAGACAUUCUCACUAAAAAAAAAAAAAAUAAUAAAGUAAACAAUGCAGAUAAAGCUUGUACCCUCUCCUCCUGUCCUAUUCCCAGAGAGAACCCUUGUAUCCGUUUGGUGUAAAUCACUUUUCAGACCCUUUGAAAUGCAUUUAUAUGUAAAUACACGUUUAUGUAUGUAUCUAUAGACACAUGCAUCCUUAGACAUCUGUAGUCACGAUUCGUGGGUUUUCUCCGCCAGUCAGUGGGGUCAUACUGUUUGCAUCACGGAGCAACUUGCUUUUCUCCUAAACAAUAAGCCUUCGAGAUUGCCCGUGUCAGCAUCUUGAUCUUUCUAACGGCUGCGUGCAGGUGCAGUCAUGUGCCACCCAACAACAGGGAUACGUUCUGAGUAACGUGCCGUCAGGCAAUUUCAUCACUGUGCGAACAUCACAAAGGCACUUCCACAAACCCGGAUGGAUGGCACAGCCUCCCACACACCCAGGCUGGGCUCCAAGCCUGCACAGCGUGUCACGGACUGAAUACUACAGACGGUCGUAACGUAAUAGUAAGUAUUUGUGCAUCUAAACAUAUCUAAACAUAGAAAAGGGACAGCAAGAAUACGGUGUAGAAGAUAAAAAAUGGCACACCUGUGGGGAGCACCCACCAUGAAUGGAGCUGGCAGGACCGGAAGUUGCUCUGGGUGAGUGAGGGGUGAGUGGACGGGACGGCCCCGGAUAUGACUGUCCACGACUGUAGGCUUUAUAAACACUGGACACUUAGGCUGUGCUAAACUUAUAAAAACUACGCAAGAUUAAAUGAAGCACAAGAGAAAAUGAUGCCAUCAAGAGACAUGGUAGAUACGAGAUGUCCUUUUUUUCUAAGUAGGAAAAGUGCACUCUAAAAUGACGAUAAAAAGUGUAGUAUAAUAACUACAGAAACAUUUAUGAUCACUACCAAGCACCACGACAUAACUGCCUCAACGUCGCUAGGCGAUAGGAAUCUGUCGGCUCCAUUAUGAUCUUACGGGACCACCGUCGUCUCUGCGGUUCAUCAGUGACCAAAGUGUCGUUGUGCAGCGCGUGACUGUUACAAGUGUAUGAGGUCAUCCCCUGUGGACGGGAGACUGUUUGCAGUGCUCAGCCGUUAUGUAGCAUUAGGAGCACUGACCUGAACCAUCUUUGGGCCAGCACACCUAGGCACACCGGGGUGGGUGAUCGGAAUAGCUGGGUCACAAGUCCGUGAAGAAGGGUGAUAACCAGAGGUGGCAGUCCCUGUGCCACGGCCCUCACAGUGUCGGAGAGGUCUCGCUUCCCAGGCUUCCAUAAACACCUGUGCUUCCUAACCUGAUUGAUGGCUGACGUAACACACCGGCGACUUUCAGCUCGGGCAGGGGAUGUGUGCCGGCAGUGAGAGCCCUAUGACCUCACUGAGCCACUGUUUCAGGUGGGAACAUCCCUGCCCCAGGUUGGAGAGCAGGAAAAAGAGUUGACCACCAGAAGUCCAAACAUCCUUCGUUGUCCUUUGUAGACAAGGAAAUGGACGUUCCCAUAGCUCAUCGGCAGUGGAUGGGGACCCGUCACAGGAAUCAGAUCUUUCUAUACUGUGCUUAAAAAACAAACAAACAAACAAAAAACAGUAGCAUUAAACCCAUUUGUUGACAAGAAGGCAUGGCACGUGUGUUUUCUGGGUUUGGAAAAGAAAGGUCAUUUUGUUCCUGUGAAAUAACGCACCCUCUAAUUCUAAAAUACUCUUUUUCUUGACUGUUUCUUCCUUUGUUUCAUGCCACAGCCUCCAGCCAGGAGGUGACUUCUCAUUAUUGAAUGUGGAGGCCCCUGUCUUUGAUGGCUUAGGGCACGUUUGAGUCACCAGUUGAGAGGGGUGCAGCUAGAAAGCUGUGUGUCCCAGGCAGAGAACAGGGCACGCUCAGAACACAGACUGCCUUCCCGCCAUUCACAGCCGCUAACGUACAACAGAGGACCCUGGCACUUUUUCAAAGGACAGAAAUUCAGAAACUCCCUCAGUUGUAAACAUGUCGGCUGUAGGGUUUAGAACAGGGAAGUUCAAAGUCUACCAGUGAAGCAGCGCCCGGGAAUGGUUAAGUCAGUAAUGAUAAACCCAGUGCUCACUUCGGCAGCACAUAUAAUAAUGAUAAACCCAUACAGGGGACUGUUAUGCCAGCUAACUUGUGAAUUCAUGAUGUCAUGUUUGUGUUAAAAAAAAAAAAAAAAAGCUUAGUCAUUUGUUCUCUGCCUCUUGGAGUGUAACUUCGGAGGACCUUUUGGGAGGAAACCUGCAAAUGUGUACAUGUUAGCUGUGAUCCAGCAAUUAACACUUCCAAGAAGCAUGUCCGGCUGAGAUCGUGCCCAAGGACCCAAAGUUUGGCUCACACACGAGGAUGUUCACUUCAGCCCUGUUUGUACUAGGAAAUGUUGGCGAGGAUCCAAACAUCAACACACUGAGGACAUGUUCCUAGAUGUAGAACUGCCCGGCGAAAAUAAAGGAAUGUGUUUGCGUUUUCGUCCAUUACCAGAUUACCUCUUAGCAGAGGUUAAUACCCACGGACGGAAACCUGGAAGCACGCGAUCGAGAAGGCCAAGCACAUGCCUGACCCCUGGGCUGAGUUCCACCUGGAGGACAUUGCCACAGAGCGUGCCACGCGUCACAGGUACAAUGCCGUCACCGGGGAGUGGCUGGAAGAUGAAGUUCUGAUCAAGAUGGCAUCUCAGCCCUUCGGACGUGGAGCAAUGAGGGAGUGCUUCAGGACGAAGAAGCUCUCCAACUUCCUGCACACCCAGCAGUGGAAGGGGGCCUCCAACUACGUGGCAAAGCGCUACAUCGAGUUGGUGGACAGGGACGUGUACUUUGAGGAUGUGCGUCUACAGAUGGAGGCGAAGCUCUGGGGAGAGGAAUACAAUCGGCACAAGCCCCCCAAACAGGUGGACAUCAUGCAGAUGUGCGUGGUGGAGCUGAAGGAGAGGCCAGGCAAGCCCCUCUUCCACCUGGAGCACUAUAUCGAGGGCAAGUACAUCAAGUACAACUCCAACUCAGGCUUCGUCCGUGAUGACACCAUGCGCCUGACGCCGCAGGCCUUCAGCCACUUCACAUUUGAGCGCUCCGGCCAUCAGCUGAUUGUGGUGGACAUCCAGGGUGUAGGCGACCUCUACACUGACCCACAGAUCCACACGGAGAAAGGCACCGACUUCGGAGAUGGCAACCUAGGUGUCCGGGGGAUGGCGCUGUUCUUCCACUCUCAUGCCUGCAACCAGAUUUGCGAGAGCAUGGGACUCACGCCCUUCGACCUCUCGCCAAGAGAGCAGGACGCAGUGAAUCAGAACACCAAGCUGCUGCAAUCAGCCAAGACCAUUUUGAGGGGGACAGAGGAAAAGUGUGGGAGCCCCCGAGUGAGGACCCUGUCUGGGAGCCGGCCACCCCUGCUCCUCCGCCUUUCGGAGAACUCUGGAGACGAGAACAUGAGCGACACGACCUUCGACUCUCUCCCUUCCUCCCCGUCUUCGGCCACACCACACAGCCAGAAACUGGACCACCUCCAUUGGCCUGUGUUCAGCGACCUCGAUCACAUGGCUCCCCGAGAUCAUGACCACCUGGACAACCACCAGGACAGUGGGGACAGCGGAUACCCUAGUGAGAAGCGGGGUGAGCUUGAUGACCCAGAGCCCCGAGAACACGACCCCUCAAAUGGUAACCGCAGGUACGAGUCGGAUGAAGACAGCCUGGGCAGCUCCGGACGGGUCUGUGUGGAGAAGUGGAAUCUCUUCAACUCCUCCCGUCUCCACUUGCCGAGGCCUUCGGCCGUGGCCCUGGAAAUGCAAAGGCUUAAUGCUCUGGACCUUGAAAAGAAAAUCGGGAAGUCCAUUUUGGGGAAGGUCCAUCUGGCCAUGGUGCGUUACCAUGAGGGUGGGCGCUUCUGCGAGAAGGACAAGGACUGGGACCGCGAGUCGGCCGUCUUCCACCUGGAGCACGCGGCCGACCUGGGUGAGCUGGAAGCCAUCGUGGGCCUGGGACUCAUGUACUCGCAGCUGCCCCACCACAUCCUGGCUGAUGUCUCUGUGAAGGAGACAGAAGAAAAUAAAACCAAAGGAUUCGAUUACUUACUGAAGGCGGCUGAAGCUGGCGACAGACAGUCCAUGAUCCUGGUAGCACGAGCUUUUGACAUGGGCUUGAACCUCAGCCCGGACAGGUCCCAAGACUGGCCAGAGGCCCUGCACUGGUACAGCACCGCCCUGGAGACAACAGACUGUGAUGAGGGCGGCGAGUACGACGGGAUGCAAGGCGAGCCCCGGUAUGCGCUGCUCGCCAGGGAGGCGGAGAUGCUGUCCACAGGCGGCUGCGGGCUGAAGAAGGACCCGCAGAGAUCAGGCGACUUGUACACCCAGGCAGCCGAGGCAGCGACGGAAGCCAUGAAGGGCCGGCUGGCCAACAAGUACUACCAGAAGGCCGAGGAGGCCUGGGCCCAGAUGGAAGAGUAGCUUGCUGGAGAAUCACUGCCGGCCAGUCCCAAGCAAAAGGGCUAGAGGGGGGCAAAAAGACUUACUGACUUAUUUAGGGGGUUUUUUUUGGUGGGGGUGGGGGGAGAGGGAAGUAUUUUUUAGUGUGUUGUAAAUCAACUUCUGUACAUCAUUUUUCGACUUUUGAAAAUGUCUGUGCUACCAGCAGAGACACCAUAGCUGUCCCCCGAGGGCAGAAUUUGGGGGGAGUGGGGAUUGAAAAUGCAGUCUAAUGAACCAGCAUUGCGUUCUGAGAUUCUGUUGUGAUUGUUUUGUUUUGUCAUGAGGUGUAAAGACAGUGCUUUCCUGCCUUGGCUGGAAAAUAUUAGGGCUUUUGCCCAGCAGCCUUUUCAGGCUGGAAUUGAAACCUCAGGCCUGCAGAGCCCAGUGUUUCCUGAGUUGGGUGGGGAAUGUACAGCUGCACAUGAACCUCCCACGGGGAUGUGUUGUCAUGACUUCCUUCCAGAGCCCCUAGAAGCAUGCAUGGCAUUGGCCGUGCAUGUGAGAUGGUACAGUAGUACCCAGGCCCCCUUCUGCCAGGAGGGAGGGCCCCGCACACCGACUGUUUUUCUCCUUUUACUUUAAUUUCCUUCCUGAAAUACAACGGACUUCCCAGAAUACAGCCAAAUUCCACUUGCAGGCAUGCUUUCUGUACUGGGCUUUGCAAAACAGGUUUGGUUUUUGUGUACACACAUGGACUACCUCUGUGCCCUCCGUCAGCUGGCGUGGACGUGGAUGCGAGUGUGCCUCGAGACUGACAUGCAAGGACAGUGGCUGGGCACGUGCAAGCCCGUCCUCCCAGUGGACAUGUACUGUGCAUCCCAGUGGCAGCAUCCACACUGUGACUGAAGUACCCCAUGUCACGGUUUCUCCCCGUUUUCUUUGCAUCAGAUGUUCUUUUGUAGUGUCUGCUCCCCAACUCUCAUCCUUGGCAUUUUCUGCUUGAAGCGAGGCUGAUUUUCUCGUAAUUUGCAGCAGCCCCUUGAGAUUUAUUUAAGAUGUUUUGAAAAUGAGAGGACAGGAACUAUAAACACUCAUUAAUUCUAGUGGUUUCUCCAGAGCCAGGCAAUGGCUAACUGACUAUCAUGAGCGUUCCCUUUAAAAGGAAUUCAGAAUUAGUAUCAGCAUGAUUUCAGCUGGGGUUUCACGUAGCAAAGAAAAUAGACUGCUUUGCUCAGUCCCAAGCAAUUAAGCAGCCUGUCUUUCUCUGUUUAAGAAAUGAAAACAUAAAGCAAAGUGUGAUGAUAUACACACCGUUCUUAUCUGCUUGCUAAAAUGUUAGUGUUAAGUGCUGUGGCCUCUUGAACCUGUGCGAGCAUUAAGUUCCCAAGUUUAGAGUGCGCCCUUGAGGAAAACUCUGGCUGAGUGAAAAGGACCCUUGAAAAAACCCCUGCGAAUGCCUAUAAAUUACAGCAUCCCUCCUUUUUAAUGUGCACUCAUCACAAUUUCCUCCAGAAGUGGGAGCUGAUCAGUCUUCUUCCACUUGCCCCAGAUCAAGUAGUAGUUUUUUGUUUGUGUGUUUUGAACUAGUGCGUAUAGUAGUUAAAUUGCUGUGUUCAAUGUAAGUCAGAAACAGCUUUAUCGGGACUUGCCUCUGCAAAGUAAUCAAGCCUCAUAGAACUCAUCCUUUUUGUCGCCGUUCUCACUUCAGCCAGCCGCCUCUCUCUGAGACUUUAUUAUGCCAAUAAUUUACGUUCCCUGACCACUGAUCUCAUUUCUUCCUUUUGUGUCAGUGCUUCUCUCUAACACAGGGAUCGGCAGACUUUUUUGUAAAGGGCCAGACAGUAAAUGUUGUCGGCUGUGCUGGCCAUAUGGGCUUUGCCACUGCCAGGCCUUAUGUUGUCACAUCAGCGUGACUGGUGUUCCAGUAAAACUCGAUUUCAAAAGCAGGUGGCUUGCCUGGGCUCUAGUGUUCCGACCCUGGCCUAAUCCUCAACUGAGCGCCACUGUAUCAGCUUGGAGCAAGAGCUCUCUCAAGUUUCCGGCCUCCAGGGCUCACACACAAUGCUUGGCACAGAGCAGGCGCUCAGUAAAUGUGGAGACAAAGGGAGAGUCAGCCCCAGUGCCCGCACUCGCUGUUUGCAGCUCUGGCCCCUCUAGCCAGCGAAUGAUUCCUUGUCUGAAUUGGCUUGAACCAGCCCCCCUGCAGUUGCUGUCACCCAGCCACCCACAUGGCCUUAUGUCAGCAGGAGGCUGGGAGGGCCUGGAAGUAUUAGUAUGUAGGUAAGCAAAUGCUUCCUGAAUGACCACCGAGAGUAAAACCAUCUGCAGGCUUUUGAGAAGAACUGACUCCACCUUCAAAAUCUAGUUUCGUGCCUUCGAAAGCUGGUGAGGGCCUCUUUGUCCACAAAUGGCUGAACAAGCCAGGACAUUCCAGCCCAACUGGGAAGACAUCUCAGAGACUAUUGUCAUGUGCAAGAGGCAGGGGACAGUCCGGGAGAUAAGCAGACCUGGGGCCUGGGACCUGGGACCUGCAGUCACAGGGUGGAGAAACCGCAGUUCUGGAUGAACCAGCUAGCAGCCAAGCGGGAGCUUGGCUCCCAGAGCUGUGCUUAUCCAGCUGUUCUCAUUCCAACGGGACUGUAAUGACCCUGUCGGUUUUGCUCUAGGUUAAAAGAAGAAGGCGGCUUUAUGGAUAGCUAAAGGAAAGAAAUUCCAAACCCCAACAUGUCUGAACCCUCCCCUUCUUCCGCCUCACCCAAGGCACUCUGGGAAUUGAGCAUCCAGCCAAACUACCCUUGUUGCUCUUUAGCGACUGUACUUCCCUUCGUCCCCACACAUUCGUCUGCAGUACUGGACACGUUGUACCGAUGCACAAAUGUUUACACAAGCAUGUGCAGCUAGUGUGGGGGAAAGGAGACGACACGUGCAUUUUCUCUGCAUGGAUUUCUGUCCGUCACUUGUGCUUCUGGUCUUUGGGGGAACCAUUUAACCGAGACCAGGUGGACAUCGGGUGGGACCCAGAGAACUGGCUUGCGUUACCGAUUUACCUUUGCAUAUGUUCUAUUUCGUGUUUCCAAAUAAAGUGGUUUCUUUCUUUCCGGUCUCAAAUUCAAA
Messenger RNA from Hipposideros armiger (great roundleaf bat), 7533 nucleotides. It is a transcript of the gene EEF2K, whose product is annotated as eukaryotic elongation factor 2 kinase. NCBI's taxonomy places the organism in Eukaryota, Metazoa, Chordata, Mammalia, Chiroptera, Hipposideridae. The transcript is spliced from 18 exons. The record is from RefSeq and is a predicted model, not a curated record. Gene Ontology annotation, molecular function: calcium ion binding; calmodulin binding; ATP binding. Gene Ontology annotation, biological process: myosin II filament disassembly; response to differentiation-inducing factor 1; protein phosphorylation. Bases 2572 to 4458 code for a protein of 628 amino acids.